AUGGCUCUCUCCAGGAGUUGCUCCGGCCCUGGCGUCGGCCUUGUCAAGGCAUUGGCUGCCCCGCGCCUGUCCCCCGCCUUCCCGCGCCCUGCCCGCCGCGCCGUUCACGAUGUAGCAAUCACUCGCACCGGCAAGCCCAUUAUCCGGAUAGCUGGUGGCAGGUCCUCGCUCGGAGGGCACACCGCGACCGUCUUCGGCGCCACUGGCUUCCUGGGUAGAUAUAUCGUCAACAGGCUGGCGCGCCAGGGUGUCACGGUCGUCGUGCCCUUCCGCGAGGAAAUGGCCAAGCGUCACCUCAAGGUGGCCGGUGACCUGGGCAGAGUCGUCUUCAUCGAGUACGAUCUGCGCAACACGCAGUCGAUCGAGGAGAGCGUCCGUCACUCGGACAUUGUCUACAACCUGGUCGGCCGCGACUACCCCACCAAGAACUUCGAGCUCGAUGACGUGCACAUCGAGGGCGCUGAGCGCAUCGCCGAGGCCGUCGCCAAGUACGACGUCGACCGCUUCGUGCACGUCUCGUCGCACAGCGCCGACGUCAACUCGCCCUCCGAGUUCUACCGCACCAAGGCGUGGGGCGAGCGGGCCGUCCGCAACAUCUUCCCGGAGACGACGAUUGUGCGCCCGGCGCCCAUGUUCGGCUACGAGGACAACCUGCUCAACACGCUGGCCGGCGUGACCAACCUCAUCACGUCGAACGCGAUGCAGCAGCGCUUCUGGCCCGUCCACGCCAUCGACGUCGGCAUGGCUCUCGAGCACAUGCUGUACAACGACCACACGGCGUCGGAGACGUACGAGCUCUACGGCCCGACCAACUACUCGAUGGCCGAGCUGGCCGACAUGGUCGACAAGGAAAUCAUCAAGCACCGCCGCCACAUCAACGUUCCCAAGAAGCUCAUGCAGCCGAUUGCCAAGGUGCUCAACCGCGCCCUCUGGUGGCCCACGACGUCGGCCGACGAGGUCGAGCGCGAGUUCAUCGACCAGCACAUCGACCCCAAGGCCAAGACGUUCAAGGACCUCGACAUCGAGCCCGUCGAGAUCAAGAGCCUGGCGUACGCCUACCUCAAGGCCUACCGCAGCUCCUCCUUCUACGACCUCCCGCCCCAGACGGAGCGCGAGAAGCGCGAGGAGAAGAAGUACCUCCACGUCAUCGACGACCAAUAG
Aplosporella prunicola CBS 121167 is the source of this 1161-nucleotide messenger RNA. RefSeq lists its product as uncharacterized. The transcript is spliced from 6 exons. Gene Ontology annotation, cellular component: mitochondrion. The record is from RefSeq and is a predicted model, not a curated record. NCBI's taxonomy places the organism in Eukaryota, Fungi, Ascomycota, Dothideomycetes, Botryosphaeriales, Aplosporellaceae. Bases 1 to 1161 code for a protein of 386 amino acids. Gene Ontology annotation, molecular function: protein-containing complex binding.